Oryzias latipes (Japanese medaka) is the source of this 1334-nucleotide messenger RNA. The record is from RefSeq and is a predicted model, not a curated record. NCBI's taxonomy places the organism in Eukaryota, Metazoa, Chordata, Actinopteri, Beloniformes, Adrianichthyidae.
AAGAGUGAAACCAGAAAGGAAGAAACAAAUGUUCCCCUGUCUUAUAUGGAAGCAACGGUUCGUUAACCCAAUGAGUUAUAGCCAUAGCAGUCUAUGCGUUUAAGUUGAUCGGUUCCAGUGUUUAGCCGGUUCCAGUGUUGAUCGGUUCCAGUGUUUAGCCGGUGACUGCCCAAGUUGUGCGCAUCAUUAAACGGAAACUAGUAUGAUCCCUCCACCCCCACCCCUCCCCACCUUGGUGAAAACCAGGACCUCUCAAAGCCGUGUUCCACCGAUCCCUCAGCGUGCUGCAAUUCCAUUUAAUUAUGGUCCGACACCUCCUGUCCAGGAAACGGGUUACGAACCGGAUCAGAACUCCCAGGCUGAGGAAGCAACAUUCUCACCGCUCGCAGAAGAAAACGAACCCCAAUCUCCACCACCAUCUGACAGCCAAGGUGACGAUCCUCCUGAUGUGGAGAAGAAACCUCCACCUGUGCAGGAAACCAGCCCCGCAGCACAGGCCCUGAGCAGCCUGCAGAAUGAGACUACAGUGGAAGAGGAUCAUACACAAGAGCACGAAGAUGUCCAGCUGCCAUGAACUGGAACUUCCACACAACGGGUCCAAUAAAUAGGACUGAUUCAUAAUAUACUGUUUUUAAACAUCUAAAUGAUGUUUUACAAUGCAUGCAUUUGUGAAAAAUGGAAAUUGGAAACAGACUCAGGUAAAACACUUUAGUGCUGACUGUCGUCUGUGUGCAGAGGUUAUAUGUGCGACUUCAUUAUAGCUUGCACAACCAGAAGGCUAAACGUUUUUACAAAUUUGAGAAUGAGGACUACAUUCCGGGUCCCAACAGAUAAUUAUUUUCACUUCCUGUAGCAGUAUGAAUGUUUAAUGUUAUUUAGCUAGUUUUUUCUUAUUUUUUAAUUAUUUUUUCAGAUUUGUGCAAUAAUAGUUUUUAGGCUUUAAAACAGCUUUAACCCUUGUGCUAUCCUAGGCACUUUAACGUUGGGAGUUGGGUCAUCUAGACACACUAGACAGUGCGCUGAACCUUUUUUUUCAAUGAUUUGUGAUCUUCACUGGUGUCCAUGGAUUACAUGAAAUCUUUCCACCUUGAUCCACCUUUGUCAUGGUAGGGAGAACACGUCAAUGUAAGGGUGGAGUCAUAGGAUACCACACAUCCUUAUGUCCAAACAAAUUCCUUGGCCUUAGUGGAUAAGCCUGUUUACCUUUGUACCAUUUUUUCUGUUUGAUUUUAAUUGUUUUAUUUCACUUUACAUAUUUUCAAAUUUUAUCUUUCAACUUUGCACCUACAGUUAAUAUUUCGUCCUAUUUAAAAUAAAGUGCAAAAUAUUUAUAA